UGGAGUCUGAUGUAAGUUUUACAAUCAAAUGUACUCUAUAAUAUCUUAAAUUUCCUUUAGACCAAACCAAAUCUGAAAACUUUACUUACCAAGUUCAGCUUUUUUGUCUGAAUAGGGCCCUUUUAUGGAGUCUACCACAACUGGAGAGACCUGCUGACUCUGACAUGUAGAGAGUCGAAAGAAAUGUGGGAGGACAAUCUAAAUUCAUUGAAAAAUCUUGAGCUCAAAGCAAUCAAAUCUGAAAAUGCUAUCAGUAGAUAUCUUCGAAGAUGCCAAAUGAGCUACAGCUACAAUAACACAAACAAAAUGUUGGUUCUUAACUUUUUCAAAGAUUUUGAGAAUUGUGAGAAAUUUUUAAAACUCUCCAAAUGGAGAAAAUUUGAUGGUCUCAAGAAGAUUUGGAUUAUCUCAAACUGUGACAAGCAUAACAAUGAAGCUUAUUCAAAUAUGGCUAAGGAUAUAGUAGACUUGAUGCCUCCUAUAUUGGAAUCAUUAGUAAUUUCAUCAUCAACUCAAGCACUGAGUAUCACUACGCACAAAUAAUAUCAUUGCAAAGCUUGUCAACAGCAAAGAAAAAGUGGAGGUUUCUAAAAUAUCCUGAUUCUUUUUCAACUUUGAUGAAGAUAGUUAAGGGGCUCCCUUAAUCAAUAGAGAAUUUAAGGAAUGGAUCCUUUUAAAAUAGUAUAGAAACACUAGUCAAUCUAUUUUCAAUCCCAAAGCAAUUAACUCUUAGGAAUUGCUUCGGAUUUGAUUUUGAUGAAUUACCUGAAACUAUUGAGGAAAAUUUCAAAUGAUCAAUAGAAACUUUGGAUCUCAGAAGAUCUUUCACCUCAAACAAUGAAAUAGCUCUAAAUUCUGAAAAACUUGAGAUGCUUCUUUAUCUUCUCAGUCGAACUGAUUGAUUGAAAACUCUAGAUUCAAUCAUACUAAGAUUCAUGGACGAUCCGUUUAGGACAACUCAUAAAGCUCUGAUGAAAUUAGGGUUUGAGACUUGAGUGAUCUACAACGAUACAGACAUUGACUCUAUGUAGCACUCCCUUUAAUCAAUGAGCUCUCAAUGCAAUGUUUUACGAAGUAUAAGUUACUAAGAUUCAACAAUGUA
Molecule: messenger RNA, 1102 nt
Organism: Moneuplotes crassus
Lineage: Eukaryota; Ciliophora; Spirotrichea; Euplotida; Euplotidae
Source: the annotation of a GenBank genome assembly